This is a messenger RNA of Prunus armeniaca (apricot), 327 nucleotides long. The record is from the annotation of a GenBank genome assembly. Lineage: Eukaryota; Viridiplantae; Streptophyta; Magnoliopsida; Rosales; Rosaceae.
AUGCCUGGCAUCGAUCCCCAGAUCAUCUGCCAUCGCCUACACGUCAACCCAGCCAUCAAGCCUGUAGCGCAGAAGAGACGCAACUUCGCCCCCGAGCGAGUCGCCAUCAUUGAAGCUGAGAUCGACAAGCUUCUAGUUGCCGGUUUCAUUGAAGAAGUCUCAUACGCAGAAUGGCUGGCGAACGUUGUUCUAGUAGCAAAAAAGAUAAAGGCCUGUGGAGAGUGUGCGUCGACUAUACUGACCUCAACAAGGCAUGUCCUAAAGAUAACUUUCCACUGCCGAGAAUUGACCAGCUCGUCGAUUCAACUUCCGGCAAUCAACUGCUAA